GAAGACUGUUAACAUGUUUGAUUUGGAAAUUGUCAAACUUGUAAUUGAAGGUGUUAAAAUACAUUACGAGGUGAACAAAAUUCUCAAGGAGAAACUUUGAAAGAUGUAAAGUAACCCGAUUUAAAGGCCCCCUCCCCCUCCCCUUAUCUCCAGUUUCCUCUCCUCACCUCCUGUCAUUAGAACAGCCUGCGCCAGAAUUCAGGGUUUUCGGACUGUAGCCAUGAAUCUGACAACUCCUCUGCUGCUGCUGCUUCUCACGGCUUGUGCGGCCAGUGGUGCGCUGCUGCCCAAGGCCGUAUGGCAGUUUGGGCAGAUGAUCCCUUGCGUCCAGCCUGGCGUUAACCCCCUACAGUACAACAAUUACGGAUGCUGGUGCGGCUUCGGGGGGAAGGGAAGACCUCUGGAUGAAUUGGACAUGUGCUGUGAAGUUCAUGACAAAUGCUAUCAAGCAAGCAGAAAGGCUCCAGGGUGCACGGCUAUUGCGGACCUUCCCUAUGUUCUAGUUUAUGACUUCACCUGCUCAAACCAACAAGUGACCUGCUCAGCAACCAACAAUAAGUGCCAGGCUGCCGUGUGUGAGUGCGACCGGGUAGCGGCUCACUGCUUCGCUCAGUCCACAUACAACCCCGAAAACAAGAACAUCGAUCCCAAAGUCCACUGUGUCGACUAAGUUAAACAAUUCACCACACACACACACACCCCCACACCCCCACCCCCACACCCCCACACACACCCACACACACACACACACACACACAGUGAGAUUUCUAACAAAUUUCUUUGACAUUAUUAAUUUCUUUAUAAUUGUUUUGACACAUAACCGAAUGCAAAAGGAGUCUGAUUUUGUACAAAGACAUCAGUUUGAAAUAAAACAGGCAAGUGAGA
Messenger RNA from Etheostoma spectabile (orangethroat darter), 885 nucleotides. Its product is annotated as phospholipase A2, minor isoenzyme. Bases 221 to 670 code for a protein of 149 amino acids. Gene Ontology annotation, biological process: phospholipid metabolic process; lipid catabolic process; arachidonate secretion. Gene Ontology annotation, molecular function: phospholipid binding; calcium ion binding. The transcript is spliced from 4 exons. Lineage: Eukaryota; Metazoa; Chordata; Actinopteri; Perciformes; Percidae. The record is from RefSeq and is a predicted model, not a curated record.